Molecule: messenger RNA, 1661 nt
Organism: Oncorhynchus tshawytscha (Chinook salmon)
Lineage: Eukaryota; Metazoa; Chordata; Actinopteri; Salmoniformes; Salmonidae
Product: vacuolar protein sorting-associated protein VTA1 homolog
Exons: 8
Coding region: 140-1084 (314 amino acids)
Biological process (GO): late endosome to vacuole transport via multivesicular body sorting pathway
Cellular component (GO): multivesicular body
Source: RefSeq, a predicted model, not a curated record
UCCUGCAGAUGGCGCUACACGUAUUGAACAAGGAGCAGAAGAAUUCUGCGCGAUUAGGAACAUUUAAAAAUAUAUAUAUAAAUAUAACUAGCGAUCCACAUUUCGAUUGUUGAUUAAUCUGUUAUUGAUAUUCUUAGAGAUGGCUCUUCCACCACAGCUAAAAGCCAUUCAGCACUAUCUAAGAACUGCACAGGAACACGAGAAGAGGGAUCCUGUCGUGGCUUAUUACUGUCGGCUUUAUGCCAUGCAGACGGGAAUGAAACUGGACAGCAAAACCCCAGAAUGUCGGAAGUUUCUUGUGAAACUGAUGGACCAGUUAGAAACGAUGAAGAUGGAGCUGACUGACAGUGACUCAAUCACCCAUGAAGUUGUCGGCAAUGCACACAUCGAAAACUAUGCCUUAAAAAUGUUCCUCUAUGCUGACAACGAGGAUAGGUCAGGAAGAUUCCACAAGAAUAUGAUUAAGUCCUUCUACACAUCUAGCCUUUUGUUAGAUGUCCUGUCAGUUUUCGGCGAGUUAUCGGAGGAGAACAUCCAGCACAGGAAGUAUGCGAGAUGGAAGGCCACUUACAUCCACAACUGUCUGAAGAGUGGUGAAACCCCACAGGCUGGCCCUGCUGGCUAUGAAGAGGAAACAUAUGAUGAUGAGUAUGGUGCUGAGGGUGGAGGGGGACCCUCCUCCCAGUCUGCUCAGCCCCAGGCUCCACCUCAUUCCCAGCCUGGCUUUGGGGAUCCAAACCAGGGGUCUGGGUCCAUGGGGGGUCCCUCCUACCCCCCCACCAACUACAACAAUAUCAACAUCCCCCAUGGAGCCCACUGCCCAGCCAACACACCUGCAGAGCUCCCUCCACCUACAGCAGGAGAAGCCAUUAAACCAGUGCCUGUUCCCCGAAGCAUUCCAGCGGUCGACCCCUCACUGCGGAGUGCCACUCAGGAAGGUGACGUGCGCCUCACGCCAGAGGACUACACCAGAGCUCAGAAGUACUGUAAGUACGCCGGCAGUGCCCUGCAGUACGAAGACGUGGGCACGGCGGUGCAGAAUCUGCAGAAGGCCCUGAAGUUGCUUACCACUGGCAAAGAAUGAGACCCAUUGUCCCCCGGCGUCACUGUAUCACUACAUCGCUGAUCUGGCCCAGAAGAACUGAGACCGUUACCCUAUAAUCUACAGCAACCCCAGCUGUAUCCGUCUGAAGAAAGCAAUUCUGUCCCAACAUAACGUAAACAACAAUGACAUCUGUGUCUCCAUAUUGGACUCCUGCUGUGGAGCUUCCAUCAUGGCUGUCCAUAACUAGUGAGUUGCUCACUAAAGACUUCCCGAGCCUGUAUGUUAAGACGGUGCAUUUAUCCCCUGCUAAUAUACUCCUUAUAGUAGUUUUCACGAACAACCUAUUCACUGUAUUUUGAUAACACUUUUGUAUGCAUGCACGUUUUGGGAACGUACUCAUGUUGCAGUUCAAAAAAUACCACAUUUCUCAUCAAUUUUACAUACAGUAAAGUAGCCCAAUGCUUCAAGUAGACAGUAGAUAUAAUCCCCUAUUUUCAGGCGACAUUGAUCUGCCCUUUUACAGUGUUUUCAAUAUAGUAUCUAUUUGCCUUGUUUUCUCGGGUGAAAGGACUGUCGUUUCUGCAUCAACACAUUUUAAAUAAAAUGUGUAAAUUGA